UUUUCUCUAUUCAUUAGCGCGCCACUGAAAUCUGAAAUCUGCGUUUUCAUUUUUCUUCCAAAGAAAGCAGCUGAGGCUUAGGGCUUACUGAUUGGGACGAUGUUCGGAAGGAUUAGAUCUUCUUCUUCACCGGAUUCCUUGGAGCGGCCGCCUUCCAAGAUUCUUAAAGAUGAUUGUCUUUCCAUCUAUGAGACUACCUUAAUGAAGCUUAAACUCGGUUCGCAACUGGAUUCAAGUCCACCCAUCAAGGAGGAUGCUUUAGAGGAUGGAGAAAUUGAUUCUGACUCAUGUUCAUUGAGCAAUGAAGCAAUGAACACAGAAGCAUGCACAAGUUUUCCCAAGGAUUCUAAUGAGUUAGUCAAGUCAACUAAAGAAGAUAUCAUGACGGUUGAUUCAGAUUAUUUGACACUUGAAACUUUUGAGGAUUGUCAAUCAACAGAACGUUCAACACAGCGUAGGAUGACAAACUCCAUUCUUUACCUAUUCUCUAAAUUCAAGAAUUCUUCAGAAAUUUCAACAAUCAUGGAGGAACCAACGACAACGGAAGACUUCUGUAGUGUGGUUAUGUCACCAUGUCCUAGUGCAUCUGGAUCUACUUCCGAUGUUGAGCUACAUUCGGAGCAAGAAUCAAUUGCUUCUUCAACACAAAUUGUUGGCAUGACUUAGAAAAAAAAAACAUUGGCCAUUACAAAUUCAGUCCCCUCUAGCAAUGUGUUUUCAUUCAAGUCUUCAAAAUCUGUUUAAACCAUGUUGUAUUUUUAUGGUCACUAUGAUGAAGGUGUGGGGAAUGUACAUCUAUUAUAUCUGAACACGAGCUUAAUUAUGAGCAACUUGUAACUUGCACCUCUGUCAUUGUCGAGUUUUGAAAUAUCAAUAUCAAAAGAAAUAGUGAAGUCAUAAUUGCACACGAAA
Cucumis sativus (cucumber) is the source of this 912-nucleotide messenger RNA. RefSeq lists its product as uncharacterized. Bases 100 to 666 code for a protein of 188 amino acids. The record is from RefSeq and is a predicted model, not a curated record. The transcript is spliced from 2 exons. NCBI's taxonomy places the organism in Eukaryota, Viridiplantae, Streptophyta, Magnoliopsida, Cucurbitales, Cucurbitaceae.